CAGCCUGUGUUGUAAGAGCGCGGUCGGUAUAAAGCGGAAAACCCCGCCGUUCUCUUCACAUCCGAGCGCUCCUACCGCUGCGCGCGCCAGCUAUCCAACAAUCAGGACCUGAACCUGCUCUCAGCUAUGACCCCGCUGCUCCCUCUACCUGGAUUAACUCCCAACUAACCGCUGUCUUGUUUGUCGCCCCCACCCUCCUCUUACUCCAUUUGCACCCGCAGCAGCAGCAGCGGCAGCAGCAGCAGCAGCAGCAGCAUCCUCUCCGGCUCCUCCGUCCUGCCCCCCAGACUCAAACUCUCAGCUGUGUUCUGCGGUCAUGGGGUGCGUUGUGUUCAUGUUUUCUGGGCUGCUGAGGGGCUUGACCGCGUUGUGAGCCGGAUACCAGGUGGAUUUAUGGUCCGCAAAGCCGCGAAUACCAGCCGAGGGAAAUUAGUGGAACUUUGAGCUCCGGGAGGAUGCAGGUGACGUGUUGGUGCGCCGUGUUCCUCCUGACGCCUGCACUUUACCUGGUUACAAGUGCUCGCGCCUCAAAGUCAGACAUUGUCAAGUCGGGAAGUCCCAAAUCAACGCUAAAGCAUAUAUGGACAGAAAGCAGUAAGGAUAUGUCCAUCAGUAGGCUGCUGUCACAGACUCUACAGGGCAAAGAGAACAGCACAGCCUUGGACCUUCGCUAUGACACUCCUGAGCCCUACUCUGAGCAGGACCUGUGGGACUGGCUGAGGAACUCCACAGACUUGCAGGACUCGCGGCCGCGGGCUAAACGGCGGCCAAUGGUCAAGACGGGAAAGUUCAAGAAGAUGUUUGGCUGGGGGGACUUCCACUCGAAUAUCAAGACGGUGAAACUCAACCUGCUGAUCACCGGGAAGAUCGUGGAUCACGGCAACGGCACCUUCAGUGUCUACUUCCGCCACAACUCCACAGGCCAAGGCAACGUGUCCGUCAGCUUGGUCCCUCCAACCAAGGUAGUCGAGUUUGAUGUGGCGGCGCAGCAGUCCGUCAUUGACGCCAAGGACUCAAAGUCCUUUAACUGCCGCAUCGAGUAUGAGAAGGUCGAGAAAGGCGCCAAGAACACGCUCUGCAACUUCGACCCAUCCAAGAACUGCUACCAGGAGCAGACUCAGAGUCACGUCUCCUGGCUCUGCUCCAAACCGUUCAAAGUCAUCUGCAUCUUCAUCUCCUUCUACAGCACCGACUACAAACUGGUGCAGAAAGUGUGCCCGGACUACAACUACCACAGUGACACUCCCUACUUCCCCUCCGGUUGACGUUGCUGUACACUUACAUACAGGAAUGUCGAAUGAGUCGAGCACAGACUGGGGCUUCUACCCACACCAGAGAAAUGUGUUUGUUAGCCGUACUAUCCCUAAACAUGUCCAUACCGCAGUGUUGAACAAUUUCCCACUUUAAUGUUCUGAUUUUUGCGGAGAUGGUGUUUACUUUUAACUGUCGAGGUGGUUUAUAGGACUGUAAUGUUUUUAAAUCGUUUGUGAUUAUUAUCAGUUAGAAAUGUUUUUGUUCAUUCUGUUUUGUCUCUGUUGAACCAUGCCUAGAUAGCAGGGGCUUAUUAGUACUUCUGGGACCAUUAUUUUAUUCAACUUGACCCUUUCUUUGUUGUUUCCUUCAUGUUUAGUUCGAACUUCAUUUCCAACUGGAUGUUGAAGACUUUGUUCUCCUCUUUAAGCGCUGAUGUGUUAUCUCUCUGGACAACAACACAUGGACUGUUUGCCCCUGCUGUGCUAUUAACGCUCUGCAGUUUAUCCUGCAUAACUGGAAAACAAAAUCAACUCCUCAUUUAAAAAAUGUUUAAAAAAAAAAUAAUUAAAUCCUCAGAUAUUUCUACCAAACCUGCAAGGCAGCUGAAUAGGACAGUGAAGAUCUGAAUGUGGUGCACUCAGUAAUCCGUGGUCGUCGUACCUGUUCAUGGAGAGGAAAGAACGCACUGUCGAUCUUCAGCUGUUGUCAGAGUGAACCUGCUAGUCCAGCUAGUUGUUGAGUUUGUCAGGUGAUUGGUUCGUUCUCGGCUGAUUGAAUGUCUGAUCACCUGACUGCGGAGUGGGUGGUUCGUUGGGGGAUGGGGCUUGCUCAUUGUCACUUAAUAUAUCAAAUGUAAUGUAUUGAAUUCUAUAUCUUAGAGCCUAAUUUGUAUGAAUGGUUUGUAUUGUAAAUAGUUUACCCCAAUUGCGCUGCUUCUGUACAUGCCACCCCAUGAGCUGUGUGUUUCCCUCUCGUUCACUCCAUUUAUGCUCGUUCUUGGUUCCCCAAACAAAGAAAAUGAUGUUGCUGCCCUAGAUGUGAAUUUCAUGAAAACAGCAAUCCUGUACAGAAGCUGUAAAACUGACUCAAUAUAUUAAAGUAUUCAUUGGAAGUUUCUUUAUUGGGGGGUUGGGGUGGGGUUGGGGUUGGAG
Labrus bergylta (ballan wrasse) is the source of this 2405-nucleotide messenger RNA. It is a transcript of the gene nxph1, whose product is annotated as neurexophilin 1. NCBI's taxonomy places the organism in Eukaryota, Metazoa, Chordata, Actinopteri, Labriformes, Labridae. The record is from RefSeq and is a predicted model, not a curated record. Gene Ontology annotation, molecular function: signaling receptor binding.